ACAACGAAAAUGAGUGGCCGCGGAAAGGGAGGUAAAGGACUCGGAAAAGGAGGCGCUAAGCGUCACCGUAAGGUUCUCCGUGAUAACAUCCAGGGUAUUACCAAGCCCGCGAUCCGCCGCUUGGCUCGCCGUGGUGGUGUGAAGCGUAUCUCUGGGCUCAUCUAUGAGGAGACUCGCGGAGUGCUUAAGGUUUUCCUGGAGAACGUCAUCCGUGACGCCGUUACCUACACCGAGCACGCUAAAAGGAAGACCGUGACCGCCAUGGAUGUGGUGUAUGCCCUGAAGAGACAAGGCCGUACUCUGUACGGUUUUGGAGGUUAAAUGGACAGACGAACUGAAACACCAACGGCUCUUUUAAGAGCCACCCACAUAUGAUAAAGCGCUAACUUUCUCCUAGUCACAAUUAAACCAACAAUAUUGCACAACAAGGAAAAACGACUUCGGAGCUGUCUGUGGGUCUCCUUCAUGUAUGUUUAUGGUGUAAUGUUGAGCCUGGGCCUCUGAUUGUAUACCUUGACCAACUUUCAGCUAAUCAGAAGUCAGCAGAUUCCUUCUUUAAUGUAAAGAAAAGUAAGAUCCAAAUUAAACUUUUGGACAUUUGACCAAACAAUUUGAGCACCUGUAAAACCAAAGGAUGUAAAAUGUUUGUCGUACAAUACUCACAUCAAACUAAGCAGGGAG
Messenger RNA from Boleophthalmus pectinirostris (great blue-spotted mudskipper), 681 nucleotides. RefSeq names its product histone H4. Gene Ontology annotation, molecular function: structural constituent of chromatin; DNA binding; protein heterodimerization activity. Gene Ontology annotation, biological process: nucleosome assembly. Gene Ontology annotation, cellular component: nucleosome. The transcript has a single exon. The record is from RefSeq and is a predicted model, not a curated record. The coding region runs from base 10 to 321 and encodes 103 amino acids. NCBI's taxonomy places the organism in Eukaryota, Metazoa, Chordata, Actinopteri, Gobiiformes, Gobiidae.